Messenger RNA from Amphimedon queenslandica, 986 nucleotides. RefSeq lists its product as uncharacterized. The record is from RefSeq and is a predicted model, not a curated record. The transcript is spliced from 12 exons. Bases 34 to 948 code for a protein of 304 amino acids. Lineage: Eukaryota; Metazoa; Porifera; Demospongiae; Haplosclerida; Niphatidae.
UUGAUUUUCAAAAUCCUACCAGUUUUUGGGUCAAUGGACCAAAGGGAAGUAUGUGAUUGUGACAAAAUAACCUUUCAACAUGUAAAAAGUUCAUUGCAUUUAUCUGUCAAUUCACAAGGGCAAAGAAAUAACCGGCAUUUUGAUUUUACUCUGACUGAAGAUGAUUUAGAGUUGGAAAGCCAAUUUAAACUGUUACAGCUUGAGAAGUUUUAUUGCUACUAUGCCAUUGGAUUCAGCUCAUUCUUGUGUGAUUCCUACAUAAUGUUGCACUAUGAUGACAGAAAUUUAGUAGCCAUUAUUAAAAAAGAAAUAAAAGAAAAGAUGACUGAGUUGGAGAAACUUUGUAAAACAAAAGGGUUUAUAAGGAUGCUUCAGUGUUUGACUAUUUUUAUAAAUGAAAAAGAAACAUCACAUGCUAAAUUUGGGAAAACUAGACUUUGCAUUGAAAGGAAGACUACUUGUGUACAAAAUGAAGAGGAGUCCACUGAUACAGCAAAUGAUGCAGAAGGUGAUGAAGCAGAUGAUGCAGCUAUUGAUUUGCAUAUUCAAAAGGAAACAUAUAGAGCAUCAUUGGAACAGCCUGAAAAUAUGGAAUGGACUCUACCUGUUCCUAUUCAAGAGUUUUUUAGUAACUUACCAAUUGCUGAUGCUACAACAUUUUUAAUGAAAAGUGAUACAAUAGAUGAUAACAGAAUUAAAAUGAUAAUAAUGAGUUGUCUAAAAGGUUAUAUUGACAAAAAUUAUGUUAUUGACUUGGAGAAUACUGGUCGUGGAUUUGCUAUUAAUGCCACUCUAGUUUUUCGCUUGUUAUUUUUGCUUCACUUGCUUUUCAUAAAGUAUGUGUACAUUUCUACAAAAGAGAGAAAUACUGAAAACAAUAGUCCCCCUUCAAACAAUGGAUCAAGGUUACUUGACAUGAUUUUAAAUUCAAUAAAAGAUAAAUUUUAGAAAAUUGCAAAUUUAUUGAUGUUUUGUUUAUUGUUACU